Messenger RNA from Ipomoea nil (Japanese morning glory), 1041 nucleotides. Its product is annotated as RNA-binding protein Musashi homolog 2-like. The transcript has 2 exons. The record is from RefSeq and is a predicted model, not a curated record. The coding region runs from base 1 to 1041 and encodes 346 amino acids. Gene Ontology annotation, molecular function: RNA binding. Lineage: Eukaryota; Viridiplantae; Streptophyta; Magnoliopsida; Solanales; Convolvulaceae.
AUGGAGCAGCAAAUUAAGCUUUUCGUAGGAGGACUGUCACACGGCACUAACGAACAAACCCUAAGAGAUUACUUUAGUAAAUAUGGAGAGAUCAGAAGUUCCGAGACCAUUAGAGACCGAAUCACUGGUUUGGACAGAGGUUUUGGUUUUAUCGCGUUCACAGACAACUCUGUUGUUGAACAUGUCUUGAGUGAUACCCAUGUCAUCCUCGGAAAAAAGGUGGAAGUGAAGGUGGCUAAACCCAAGGGUUCGAGAGAAGGGGAAACUCGUGUUAAGAAGAUUUUUGUAGGGGGUGUACCGCCAGACUCCACAGACGAGGAAUUGAAGGAACACUUUGAGAAAUUUGGUACUGUGGAACAUGCCGAGAUUAGACGUCCGAGGGGGUUUGGGUUUGUCACCUUUGAAUCCGAGGAAGCUGCGAAAACUGCAUUGAGAAUACGUUUUCAGCAUAUGAAGAAUAAGAUGGUGGAGGUCAAGGUUGCAGAGGUUAAGCCAAAAGUUGGCCUCAGUAAUGGUAUGACGAAUUCCCUCCCCUUAACUUGUGGUGGUAACAUGACUUUCCCAAUUUUCCCUACUACUACUAACUACCCUUAUGGUAACCCGUACUCAGUAAACUAUGUUCCUUAUUAUAUCCCAGUGCCUACCAGUGAAUUUUGUUAUAAUAGUUAUUUUCCUGGCUACUAUAAUGGUGGGAAUUGGCAACAUUUAAAUAACCCUAACCCACUUCUUGUUACCGGACCACCCCUUGCCAAUAGUCAACCUGUUGUUAUCGGACCACCCCUUGCCAAUAGCCAACCUGUUGCUAUCGGACCACCUCCUAGCCGACCUAUUGUCAUCCGACCACCUCCUAGUCGACCUGUUGUCAUCCGACCACCCCCUCUAAAAGUAGAAGAACAAAAUGGCAAUAUGGCUGAGGAAAUUGAUGAAAUACAAGAUGAAAUUGAUGGCGAAAGCGUUACUAAUGGUGAAGUGCAAACCCAAGAUGAAAUUGAUGGGGAACUUCUUGCCAAGGUUGCUGUAAGCGCGGGUGAUUCAUUUUAA